Messenger RNA from Porites lobata, 1167 nucleotides. The record is from the annotation of a GenBank genome assembly. Lineage: Eukaryota; Metazoa; Cnidaria; Anthozoa; Scleractinia; Poritidae.
AAAAAAGCAACCCUGCGUGCUAACGACGACGUGGAGGAUACAGAUAGGGACGAUAGUCAAGGACAGUCAAAAUCGUCCGUCAAUUUUGCAUUGUUUGUUGGUGGGUAUAAUGGUGUUCCUGUUCAUAUUUGUUGGACUAGCUCGUCUGUGGUAUGUUGCUUUGAUUUUUCCAAUAAAGGAGGAGGGCUCGCUAAUAUUAAAUAAGAAUGUUUUUAAGAUAGGAACUUAUGUAUGACACUGUACUGAUUGCCCAUGAAUAGCGUUGUUUUAAACUCGCCAUGAACUUAACUUCAGCAGUAGAAGUCAUUUUUCACAUCCCGUUUGCGGGGAGCUGGGGGGGGGGGGGUCCCAGUAGCACUGGUCGACUAUAAAUAAUGACGAGCCUUGCAAACGAAAAGAAAGCACUUCAUGUCGCUAGAAGUUUUGUAGUAUAGCACGUCUCUCUGCUUUGUUGGCUGAUAUAUAACUAGGUUUGCGCUACGAUAGACUACGUUUUGUAUCGAGAAUCGCGUGAAUUUUCCUAUAGGAUCUUGUAAUACCAAGAGAGAGUGAGGUAAAUUAUUCCCUCUUGGUAAUACCUAUUCCCCAGUCCCUUUACAACAUGCUAUUUCCAAGUUGAGAAAAAUCGGCGUAUGUUUUAUUCUCUCCCGUCUCGUUGUCCACUCAAUCCGUUUGUUCGAAGCCUUUCGUGUACUCUCCUGUCCCUCACAUUCGUUCAGGACAGCAUAUUUUUUUUUUCUGUGAGUUUAAUUGCAGGAGAUGGGUAAGAAAGGAUGCUUCAGCAAGCAGGUUAGUGAGGAAGAGCUACUCUUGGAGAGGACCAAUCCGAAAUGCGGGACACGGACACCAAGGGAAUCUGCUGGUCGUAAAACCAAACCAAAUCUGCCAUCUUACCGACUGCCAGCACCACUUUACGAUACCCGAUCUCCAUGGACACUAACAGAAACUCCCAAAUCCACAUCUUUGAUGGCACUUUCCGCUGAGUAUACUGACCUUUUCCCUAGAGAAAACCUUUGCGUGCAAGUCUAUAUUCCUGACCCAAAUCUAGUGUCUGAAGAACCUACUGCUUCUACCGUUGUUGACCUCUCUGAAUCCAGUCCAGUUUAUAUUGUUAUUGAUGUUUCUGAAUCCGACUCCUGCGUGGUUGUUGAUAUUCCCGGUCGACCU